Blastomyces gilchristii SLH14081 is the source of this 264-nucleotide messenger RNA. RefSeq lists its product as uncharacterized. The record is from RefSeq and is a predicted model, not a curated record. NCBI's taxonomy places the organism in Eukaryota, Fungi, Ascomycota, Eurotiomycetes, Onygenales, Ajellomycetaceae. The coding region runs from base 1 to 264 and encodes 87 amino acids. The transcript has 2 exons.
AUGUUAGCUAUGUAUCGCGUUGAGACUGCCACUGCGGAACCAACGACCAACCAGGACUGUGACUCCCCGUUGCCUGUUGAUAUUGAAAUCUUGGGCCAACUGAGGCGAUUGGAGGAGGGAAUCUGGGAUUCGUUCAUGGUUUCAAACUUCCAUGCCUGCUUCGUUGUCCGUGGGAUAUUUAUCUGGUUGUGGACUGUGCUUGCUUUUCCCCCAGUUGACUUGCUUGAGCUCGCAUACGCUGUACACAUAAACAUCAGUGAUUGA